Thlaspi arvense is the source of this 568-nucleotide messenger RNA. The record is from the annotation of a GenBank genome assembly. NCBI's taxonomy places the organism in Eukaryota, Viridiplantae, Streptophyta, Magnoliopsida, Brassicales, Brassicaceae.
UAUUACUUGUCAAUGUAUAUAUUUUAGGGUAAAAAAAAAAAACUAAUUUUUUUCCUUCUAUUAGAAAAUAGAAAACAAUUCGGGUCUAAGUAUAAAAACACAAAAGCCGACGAAGAAGAAGAACAAGACUUAAGCCUGGGGUAUUUGGAUUUGGAGAUUUGGAUUUUGGCGAUCGAAGCAAAGCAGAAGAGAGCGAAGUCAUGUCCGGUGGAAUCGCACGGGGUCGACUCACAGAGGAGAGGAAAGCGUGGCGUAAGAACCAUCCCCACGGAUGGAGACCAGCUAUCACUGUGAAGCAAAUCUUGGUUGGUAUUCAGGACUUGCUUGAUGAACCAAACCCUAAUGACCCUGCUCAGACGGAAGGAUACCAGCUCUUUGUCCAGGACAAGACUGAGUACAAAAGAAAGGUGCGACAACAGGCGAAACAGUACCCACCAAUUCUUUAAUAUCUCUUUUCCCUCAAGUCAAGUCUGAUUGUUAUCUGAAUGAUUCUCUUGCUCUACAUGUUAUAAAAACUUGUUAACUUUUUGAAAACUCUUGAGUAAUAAGCAGAUACAUUUUCCUCUUC